Polyodon spathula (Mississippi paddlefish) is the source of this 3986-nucleotide messenger RNA. RefSeq names its product sarcoplasmic/endoplasmic reticulum calcium ATPase 2. The transcript is spliced from 21 exons. NCBI's taxonomy places the organism in Eukaryota, Metazoa, Chordata, Actinopteri, Acipenseriformes, Polyodontidae. Gene Ontology annotation, biological process: intracellular calcium ion homeostasis; calcium ion transmembrane transport. The record is from RefSeq and is a predicted model, not a curated record. Gene Ontology annotation, molecular function: ATP hydrolysis activity; ATP binding; P-type calcium transporter activity. The coding region runs from base 190 to 3183 and encodes 997 amino acids. Gene Ontology annotation, cellular component: membrane.
GGGGAGGGGGGGGUUCAGUCGGUCAUUUUUUAGUUUGUUUCGCCGGGAGUUCAAUUUAUGUAAGCACAUUCUGUUUAAUUCGUGUUGCUUUUUCUCAAAGGAAAGGACUGCAUUUUUUUUUUUUUUUUUUAAAGUGGAGGUCGUUAAAGACAAAGUCAAACUGUCUUGAGAAAAAGACGAAAAUCAACCAUGGAGAACGCUCACACAAAGACUGUGGACGAAGUUUAUAACAAUUUCAAUGUGAAUGAAAGCACGGGGUUGAGCCUGGACCAGGUGAAAAAGCUAAGAGAAAAAUGGGGACCGAAUGAGUUACCAGCAGAGGAAGGAAAAUCUGUGUGGGAACUCAUACGUGAACAGUUUGAAGACUUAUUAGUCAGAAUUCUCCUGUUGGCAGCGUGUAUAUCUUUUGUAUUGGCCUGGUUUGAGGAGGGGGAAGAAACAAUCACAGCUUUCGUGGAGCCUUUCGUAAUCUUACUUAUUCUAAUAGCCAAUGCCAUCGUGGGGGUGUGGCAGGAAAGAAAUGCUGAAAAUGCUAUUGAAGCCCUCAAAGAAUAUGAGCCCGAGAUGGGAAAGGUUUACCGGCAGGACAGGAAAAGUGUCCAGAGGAUCAAGGCCAAAGAUCUUGUUCCUGGAGAUAUUGUGGAAGUAGCCGUGGGAGACAAGGUUCCUGCUGAUAUUAGACUGUCUUCAAUCAAAUCCACAACCCUGAGGGUGGACCAAUCUAUCUUGACAGGUGAGUCUGUAUCUGUCAUCAAGCACACUGACCCAGUGCCUGACCCCCGCGCUGUGAACCAAGACAAAAAGAACAUGCUUUUCUGUGGUACCAACAUUGCCGCUGGCAAAGCAGUGGGUGUGGUGAUUGCCACCGGUAUUAACACAGAGAUUGGUAAGAUCCGUGAUGAGAUGGCAGCAACAGAGCAGGAGAGGACUCCCCUGCAGCAGAAGCUGGACGAGUUCGGAGAGCAGCUGUCCAAAGUGAUCACUCUGAUCUGCAUUGCUGUCUGGAUCAUCAACAUCGGGCACUUCAACGACCCCGUGCACGGGGGCUCCUGGAUCCGCGGCGCCGUCUACUACUUCAAGAUUGCCGUGGCCCUGGCUGUGGCUGCCAUCCCCGAGGGGCUGCCCGCCGUCAUUACCACCUGCCUGGCCCUGGGCACCCGCAGGAUGGCCAAGAAGAACGCCAUCGUCCGGAGCCUGCCCUCCGUCGAGACCCUGGGCUGCACCUCCGUCAUCUGCUCUGACAAGACCGGCACGCUCACCACCAACCAGAUGUCUGUGUGCAAGAUGUUCAUUGUUGACAAAGCCGAGGGAGACAGCUGCAAACUGAACGAAUUCAAUAUCACUGGCUCUACAUAUGCACCUGAGGGAGAAGUGUUUAAAGAUGGAAAAUAUGUCAAAAGCUCCCAGUACGAUGGCCUUGUGGAACUGGCAACCAUCUGUGCACUGUGCAAUGAUUCCUCUCUGGAUUACAACGAGGCGAAGGGAGUGUUUGAAAAGGUUGGAGAAGCCACUGAGACUGCCCUGACCUGUUUGGUGGAGAAGAUGAAUGUGUUCGAUACAGAACUGAAGGGACUGUCCAAGGUUGAACGUGCCAACGCCUGCAACUCUGUUAUUAAACAGCUGAUGAAGAAGGAGUUCACCUUGGAGUUUUCCCGUGACAGGAAGUCCAUGUCUGUCUUCUGCACCCCGAACAAGGCCCGCACCACCACCUUGCAGAAGAUGUUUGUCAAGGGAGCCCCAGAGGGGGUGAUUGAAAGAUGCACACACAUCAGAGUUGGAGGCAGUAAGGUUCCCCUGACACCUGGCAUUAAAGAGAAGAUCAUGACUGUGAUCAAGGAGUGGGGUACCGGCAGAGAUACUCUGCGUUGCCUGGCUCUCGCCACCCGAGACAAUCCACCAAGGAAAGAGGACCUUGUGCUGGAGGACUGUACACUCUUCGCUGGGUACGAGAGUGACCUGACCUUUGUGGGUUGUGUGGGUAUGCUGGAUCCCCCGAGAACAGAGGUUGCUGCCUCCAUUAGGCUGUGCAGACUGGCUGGCAUCCGUGUCAUCAUGAUCACUGGAGACAACAAGGGUACGGCUGUGGCAAUCUGCAGGCGCAUCGGCAUCUUCGGAGAGGAUGAAGACGUGUGUGACAAGGCGUUCACAGGCAGAGAGUUUGACGAUCUCUCCCCGAGUGCGCAGGGAGAAGCAGUCAAGAAUGCACGCUGCUUCGCCCGAGUCGAGCCCUCACACAAGUCCAAGAUCGUAGAGUUCCUGCAGUCUUUUGAUGAGAUCACUGCCAUGACUGGUGAUGGUGUGAAUGAUGCUCCUGCCCUGAAGAAGGCUGAGAUCGGUAUUGCAAUGGGCUCGGGCACAGCUGUGGCAAAGUCCGCCUCGGAGAUGGUUCUGGCAGACGACAACUUUUCUACAAUUGUAGCUGCAGUGGAGGAGGGCCGUGCCAUCUAUAACAACAUGAAGCAAUUCAUCCGCUACCUCAUCUCGUCCAACGUGGGAGAGGUCGUCUGUAUUUUCCUCACUGCUGCUCUGGGUUUCCCUGAGGCCCUGAUCCCUGUUCAGCUGCUCUGGGUGAACCUGGUCACUGAUGGACUGCCGGCCACAGCCCUGGGCUUCAACCCCCCUGACUUGGACAUCAUGGACAAGCCUCCCCGCAACGCCCGUGAGCCCCUCAUCAGCGGCUGGCUCUUCUUUAGAUACAUGGCCAUUGGAUGUUAUGUGGGAGCUGCUACAGUUGGUGCUGCAGCCUGGUGGUUUAUUGCUGCUGAAGAUGGACCCAGAGUCACCUUCUACCAGCUGAGCCACUUCUUGCAGUGCAGUCCUGACAAUCCAGAUUUCCAAGAUGUAGAGUGUGCAAUCUUUGAGUCUCCCUACCCAAUGACCAUGGCUCUGUCUGUGCUGGUGACCAUUGAGAUGUGCAAUGCACUGAACAGCUUGUCUGAGAACCAGUCCCUGAUCAGGAUGCCUCCUUGGGAGAAUGUUUGGCUUCUGGGAUCCAUCUGCCUGUCAAUGUCCCUGCAUUUCCUUAUCCUUCAUGUCGAACCACUGCCGAUCAUUUUCCAGAUCACCCCAUUAAACGUCCUUCAGUGGUUGAUGGUGCUAAAGAUCUCCCUCCCAGUAAUCCUCCUGGACGAACUGCUCAAAUUCACUGCCCGCAGCUACCUGGAGCCUGCAAGAGAUGGGUAAUCCCCUCUUUCAUAAACAUUUGCUUCAGUGUGCAUGUGUGUUUUAAGCAGCACAUCUACAAAGACAGCUGCAUGUAUAAUGUGCAAACAACAAAAAAGAUUAAAAAAAAAAAAAAAAAAAAAAAAAAAAAAGUGUUCUAAUAGACAGGACUUAAGAAGCAGCAGCAGAAACUGCAAUACAUCCAGAAGAACUAGGGCAACUCACAAGAGAAACCUACAGUACUAUUGCUGCAUGAAGACCAGCCUUCCUUAGCCUUGAUUCUUAACAGAGGCAAGGAGUUGUCACACCAACUUCUCUACCCUUCACAAUGUGCAAAAUGUCAUAGUUUAUAUAAAUGUACAAUAUAAUUUACAGUAAUGCAUGUCUCCAGUUGUAAGUAGCCAAAACUAUUUUAUCAACUACAAAUGUAUUUAUAAAGCUAUGUACAAUAUUGCUAUCUAUAUGAAAAAAAAAGUGUGUUAAAAACUAAACCUUCAGUCCAUGAUUUCACAACCAGAUAUUUUUCCUAAGGAAAGCUUUUCUUUCAGUGUUUAUUUUUGGUGUGCAAAAUAAUGGAAUAAAAAUUACAUUUUUGCACUGUAAUAAUGUAACUUAAAGAGUAUAACUCAGUAGUUUGGCAGACAUUGGUGCAAUAUAGAACUGUGAUGCAUACAUUGUGAACCAACCUGUGGGUAAGGUUAGCAGCAUGUUUUGACUAUGUAGACUACUGUAAAUAAGAUCAAGCGUUUAUUUCAGCUCUGAUGACUAACAUGCAUCACAUGAAAUUCAUGGUUUCAGGUAAAUAAAACUAUUACACAAGAUUA